Rotaria sp. Silwood1 is the source of this 729-nucleotide messenger RNA. The record is from the annotation of a GenBank genome assembly. NCBI's taxonomy places the organism in Eukaryota, Metazoa, Rotifera, Eurotatoria, Philodinida, Philodinidae.
AUGCCUAAUGAUGCUACUGUUCCAUAUGAAGAAAAUCCAACUCAUAUGAUUAUUUGGCUUGAUGUUAGUAUCGGAGACCCUAGUAGAUAUCAACACUUAAAAAAAGCGUUUUCAAGUAAAAGUGAUCCCAAACAUGAAACACCAGUGGAAUUAGUGGAUGCAGAUUAUGACGAAAUACUUCGUGUAGAAGGUCCUUUGCCAAUAGAUUUUGAAGGCGUUUAUUUUUUACUGGCAGCAUUCACUAAUAUUGAAAGCUGCAUCAACUGUUUUGCACAAAAUCAAGAUAAACGAAUUUUUUUUAUUACAUCAGGAUCAUUGGGAAGAGACGCUGUACCAAUUAUUAUAGAAAGAUUUAAAGAAACAUUCACUGAUCCAGUCACUGAUGAACCAUAUAUGUCAAUUUAUGUCUUUUGUCAUGAUAUUUCACUUCAAAUUGAUUGGGCGCUUGAUUACCGUGAUUAUAUUCAAAUAUUCAAUUUUGAUGCAGAUUUACUAAGUCGUAUGAUACGCGAUAUUGGUGAUUACUUUCUUACUGAAAGUAAACGUCUAUUAGAUGAAAGUCCUCCAAAUAAUGCAGCUGCUUAUCAUCGUCUUAGUUGGACAAAGGAACUUUAUUAUCGAUACACCAAGAUGGAAAAGGUCUCGAUGAAGAAAGAACUUGGUGAAGUCGAUCAACUCCUAGAAGACGUGGAAGAGGAAUUAAGAUCAUCGUCCGACGAAGAUGACUAG